This is a messenger RNA of Uloborus diversus, 3974 nucleotides long. Its product is annotated as monocarboxylate transporter 13-like. The record is from RefSeq and is a predicted model, not a curated record. Bases 103 to 1902 code for a protein of 599 amino acids. NCBI's taxonomy places the organism in Eukaryota, Metazoa, Arthropoda, Arachnida, Araneae, Uloboridae. The transcript has 6 exons. Gene Ontology annotation, biological process: transmembrane transport. Gene Ontology annotation, molecular function: transmembrane transporter activity.
GGGGAAGCAGAGAGAAAUUUUAUUGGCAUUGAAAGGUAGAGCGUUGUGAUUUAAAACCUUUGACAAUUCUCCAUUUUUUCCUGCUAAAACGCCGCAGACAAUAUGGAAUUAGAACCCUGCUUGGAAACGGAACACAGAUUGAAUGUGCCGGAAACGAAGAAAAAGAAGAGGCGCAUCCGCAUGGAUGGUCCGGACGGUGGCGGAGCUUGGUUCGUGGCGCUUUCAGCUUGCCUGAUCAACUUCAUAAUGGCCGGACUGGGCCGGAUGGCCGGCAUCAUUUACAUCGCCUUCAUGGAUCGCUACCGGACGGACAGACAGGGCGCGGCCACGCCCUUCGCCGUGCGAUCCUCGACAAGGAGCCUGCUUGGUCCUGCAGUGGGCAUCCUGGGCCAAAAGUAUGGCGUCCGAGCUGUAACGGUGACUGGAGGAGUUAUUGGUACACUUGGAGCAGCGGCGUGUUUCUUUGCUCCUGACAUGAUUUGGGUCAGCAUCCUUUGGGGAGGAAUUAACGGUCUAGGCACUGCUUUGACUACUACUCUUCCGCUAGUGGUGAUAGAACAAUACUUCAAGAAACAUCGGACAACCGCUUCAGGGAUGGCUUUCUCAGGAGGUUGCAUUGGUGCUUUUCUGUUCCCUGCACUGCUAGAGAAGCUGCUUCUCUCUUAUGGACUUGAAGGGACCUUCCUCAUUCUCGCCGGAAUCGUCAUGCACACUAUACCAGCUGCCAUGAUCUUGCGCAAGCCACCAUGGCUGAGGAAAGAAAUCAUGGACAUUUUGAAGGAUAUCGAGCGUUUGUAUUUUCAUUCGCAAGCACCUGACUCAGAACAGUUUUUGAAGCCAGGAGAUAGUCCCGUUCGAAACAACAUCCGAAAUCGCUUGUUGGUGGCAGAAAUCAGAUGUAAGAAAAGUCAGAGCUUCCACUUGGAUGACAAACCAGAAAAAUUUCAAACUAUUUGCACAAAUGUGUCGACGCCAGAUAUUUCAAAAAUUCAGCGUAAGCCCAUAGAUCCGUGCAUUUUACUGAGGAUAAAAGAACUAUGUAACACGAAUGAAAGCAAAAUUUUGUCUCUGUACCCAGAAUGCAGGAGAAAAGAAAUUUCUCUUCUACUGAAGGAAAUUCGAAAGUUGAAUAAGUUGAGCUGCUCAGAAGAGAAACAAAGUUUCUUGACUGGGUCUUUUUGUGACAUUUCUGGUGAGACGUUGAUGCCUGUUAAUACAGCAGAUAAAACUAAUGCAAUGACGCUAAGCAUCGACAAUCACCCCAACACAUUUCGUAGUCAUUUCAAAACUGCACUGAAAUUGCACAAGAAUCCUCUUUUCUUGCUGAUUUGCGUUUGUCGCGCAGUCCACUUCAUAACUUUCGUGCCAACGGUGACUGUCAUAGUCGACUUCUCAAUAGAUCAAGGUCUUCCUGCUGACGAGGGGAAAUACGUCAUUGGAGCACUGUCUGCGGGAGAUCUAUUAGGACGUUUGUGCCUAGGGUGGAUUACCGAUUAUGGAUUCAUCGGUUUGCCCAAAUACAUGAUGUUUGUGAUGAUUUUGCAGGGUAUGAGCACGGCAUCUUUGCCGAUGAUGCACGAUCGCAAUUCUCUCUACGCGAAUUUGGUAGUGUUCGGUGCCUUGCAAGGAUCCAUAUUUAUCAGGCAUUCUAUUUGCAUUUCCAAGUAUUUGAAAAGCCACGAGCAGUCUAUAGCCAUGGGAUGCAUGAACUUCUUUUCUGGGCUCCUCGGGUUUCUUCUCCCGCUUUAUAUUGGUUAUUUCCGGGACACCAUUGAAUCCUACGACUGCAUUUUCUUCAUCAACGGUUGCAUUGGUUUCUUAGUUGGAUUGCUUUGGAUUUUUGUACCUUCCUUACUAAAAGCAAAUGCUAUGGAGAACAAAGAUGUACCCGAAGCAGUUUGAACUCUUCAGUAGAAACUGACUGUUGUUACUCAACUAGGAGAUAUUCCUAUUGAAUAUUCAUCUCCUUUGGUGCUCUGGAGGACAAAGAUGUAUCGGAAAACAUUUCAGUAGAAACUCCGACUGUUGUUACUUAGCAGGGAGAUGGUAAUUCCAAAUCUUCUCUUACUCCAGUGCUCUGGAGAGCGAUGACGUCCUAGAAGCGGUUUGAACUCUUCAAUAGAAACUGAAACUCCGGAUUGGGAGCUGUUCCUUUAAAAGCAUUUUCGAAAUCGGCUUCUUAAUUGGAUUGCUUUGGGUUUUUGGACCUUACCUAUUAAAGGCAAAUUCUCUGGAGGACAAGUAUGUAUCAGAAUAUACUUCAGUAGAAACUCAGACUGUUGUUUUUCGGCUGAGAGCUGUUCCUUUAGAAUCUUCAUCGAAAUUGGUGCUCUGGAGGACAAAUAUGUACCGGAAAACACUUCAGUUGGAGACUCAGACUGUUGUUACUUGGCUGGGAGUUGUUCCUUUUAAUAUCGGUCGCUCUGCUGUUUUGAAGGGCUCCUCCAAAAGCCAUUUGAACUCUUCAGCAGAAACUCAGACUGCUGUUCCUCGGUUAGGAGCAGUUAACUUUAAAUUUUAUCAACUCCGUUGCUUUGGAGGGUCAAGAUGCACCAAAAAAAAAAAAAAAAAAACUCUUCAUUAGAAACUUAGACUGUUGUUACUUGACUGGCAGCUGUUACUUUUGAAUCUUUAUCGAUUCUGGUGCACUGAAGGGCUCAGAUGUACCAAAAGCUAUUUGAAUUCUUCAGCAGAAACUCAGAUUGCUGUUACUAGACUGGGAGCUGUUAAUUUUAAAUUUUUUCAACUCCGAUAUUUUGGAGGCAAAAGAUGUAACAGAAAACACUUCAAUAGAAAUUUAAACUGUUGUUACUUGGCUGGGAGCCAUUUCCUUUAAAUGUUCAUCGACUCCGGUAAUUAAAGCCGAAGAAUCAAAAUGGAGGAAAAUAUUUUACCACUUCAGAAAUUUUUUUUAAUAAUUGUGUACUUUAACGAGAGCUUGUUGCAAUUCGAUAUUUUAUUUAAAAAAAAAAAGAAUCAAUAGCAUUUAUGACUCAUUCUGCUUCUUAUAAUCUUCAAUGAAUGUUGUAAACUUUCCUUGUUGAUAAAUGUUUGUAGGAAUGGAAUUCCAUUAUGAAAAUUUUCUGUCAAUUAAAAUUUGUUCUUUAUAUUUUAAAAUUAAUAAUCACAAGUCAUUAUCUGCAUUCUAGUCACAAUUUAUUUUCUAAAUCAACCAAAUUUCUCAGAACAAUGUUUAGGUAGUGAAAUAAGAAACAACGUUUAACGGCACAAAAAUGUAGAUUUCUGCAAUUUCACGUUAUUUCUUAUUUUACUUUUCAAGCAAAGGUAGUUAUUCAACUUAAAUGUCUAGAUAAUUUCUUUAUGCAAUUUAUACACGGAAAGAAAUAUAAUUUUAAAUAUUAUCGUCGAAAGUAAAUAAUGUAUGCUUAUUGAAUCUUUGCAAUUAAAUUUUGUGCUGUGACUUUAUAAUUCAGUUUUAUCUUGUAAUUGCAAAUAACUAAUUUUAUGACUUAGCAAAAAAAAAAAAAAAAAAACGUUCCAAGACAGAAAUUCAUCCCUAGAUUGUAUGGGAAAAGGAUUUAAUAUGCUAUUUUUAAUAUCCAAAAUACUUAAAAAUUUCAUUAAAUUAUUGGAAAUUCUUUUGGAAAACAAAGUACAUUAUAUGUGCUCUACUUUGUUCGCGUUUAUAGCUUUAUUGUUAUUGUAGAAAGUUAAUGCACAAAAAACGUGCAGAUAGCUUUGAACUUGUCUUCAUUUUAAUAUUUAUUUCAUUAAUACUUCUAUUGAUUUUAAGUUUUUUAAAAGUGCUUUUUGAUCAAGAGACAGAGUAUUUUAUGCGACAUGUAGAUUGUAGCUACGCAAAUGUUAUAAAAAGAUGAACUUUCAGAUGUUUCAAUGUGGGAGCUUAUAUAAUGUGUGAUAUCUUAAUUUAUUGGAGUAGUGUUCAUAUCGAGACAAAUCAUUAGAUGAUUUUCUAUUUUAGUACAUUUCGUAUUCAUAUGCAAUUGUUUAAU